Messenger RNA from Haliaeetus leucocephalus (bald eagle), 2246 nucleotides. RefSeq names its product DnaJ (Hsp40) homolog, subfamily A, member 2 (gene DNAJA2). The transcript has 10 exons. The coding region runs from base 124 to 1209 and encodes 361 amino acids. Gene Ontology annotation, molecular function: ATP binding; Hsp70 protein binding. NCBI's taxonomy places the organism in Eukaryota, Metazoa, Chordata, Aves, Accipitriformes, Accipitridae. Gene Ontology annotation, biological process: protein refolding; response to heat. Gene Ontology annotation, cellular component: cytoplasm; cytosol. The record is from RefSeq and is a predicted model, not a curated record.
CGCGUCGCGGCGUGGUGACGCGGGUGUCUGCGCGUGACGUUGCGGCGGCUUUCGUCCUGCUCCCGGUCUCGUCCUCGCCGCCCCUCGCCCCGUUCCGGCCUGCGCCCGCCGCCCGCUGCCGCCAUGGCGAACGUGGCCGACACGAAGCUCUACGACAUCCUGGGGGUGCCGCCCGGGGCCUCCGACAACGAGCUCAAGAAGGCAUAUCGAAAGCUGGCCAAGGAAUACCAUCCUGAUAAGAAUCCAAAUGCAGGGGACAAAUUCAAAGAAAUAAGCUUUGCCUAUGAAGUAUUGUCAAAUCCAGAGAAACGUGAGUUAUAUGAUAGAUAUGGAGAACAGGGUCUUCGAGAAGGUAGCGGUGGAAGCAGUGGAAUGGACGAUAUUUUCUCCCAUAUCUUUGGUGGUGGAUUGUUCAAUUUCAUGGGUGGUCAGAGUAGAAGUCGUAAUGGUAGAAGAAGAGGAGAAGAUAUGAUGCAUCCACUCAAAGUCUCUUUAGAAGAUCUGUAUAAUGGAAAGACAACUAAACUACAGCUUAGCAAGAAUGUCCUUUGUAGUGCAUGUAAUGGGCAGGGAGGGAAGGCUGGAGCUGUUCAGAAAUGUAAUGCUUGCCGGGGUAGAGGUGUACGUAUCAUGAUCAGACAGCUGGCUCCUGGAAUGGUUCAGCAGAUGCAGUCCGUAUGCUCUGACUGCAACGGAGAAGGUGAAGUAAUUAAUGAAAAAGACCGCUGUAAAAAAUGUGAAGGGAAGAAGGUGAUCAAAGAGGUAAAAAUACUUGAAGUCCAUGUAGACAAAGGCAUGAAACAUGGGCAAAGAAUUACAUUCAGUGGAGAAGCAGAUCAGGCUCCAGGUGUGGAACCAGGAGAUAUUGUCCUCUUACUCCAAGAAAAGGAGAAUGAGGUCUUCCAGCGGGAUGGAAAUGACUUGCAUAUGACGCACAAGAUUGGACUUGUUGAAGCACUGUGUGGAUUUCAGUUCACAUUUAAGCACCUUGAUGGACGUCAAAUUGUGGUUAAAUAUCCUCCUGGAAAAGUAAUUGAACCAGGUUGUGUUCGCGUAGUCAGAGGUGAAGGAAUGCCACAGUAUCGUAAUCCUUUUGAGAAGGGGGAUCUUUACAUUAAAUUUGACGUUCAGUUUCCUGAAAAUAACUGGAUUAGCCCAGAAAAGCUUUCACGGCCGCUGCUGACCUCGGCACAUGCGGAGCUGCGGUAGGGCAGAUGACCGCUUUCAUCCUGGGCAUGCUGUCUUCUUGAUAAUGAAAGGAUUUUAAUGGAAUAAAGGAAUCGUCCCAGAUUUGGAAUAAGCUCUUCAGAAAUUAGUUCCUUCAGCAGUUACUUCUGUCACUCUCCUCUUCUCAGAGGAAAUGCAGUGUUUUAAGAGACCAGAUGAAAAAGCUCUGAAACCUGAGCAGGUCAGACAGGAUUAUUCUAACAGCUUUAUCAGUGUUCUAAGUAUCACAUAAAGUGGGGAGAAGGCAUUUUCAUAUGUGAACCAGAAUUCAUUGGUGCAGAGUCGAUACAAAUCUUUAUGUAGUUAGCCAGGUUUGGAGAAGCUUCCUCUUCCCCUUCCUUCUGGGCCUCAAGAAACCCAGCAGGUAAGGAGUACAGUAUGAAAUCAUGAACUGUCUCUCAAGAAGAGAGUCACCAUGCAAGAAGUGUUGGGAGAAUUAUUUGAUCAAAGAAAUGAUAUGAUGCCAGAACAUACACUAUCCCAAAGAACUAACAUGAAGGCAGUGCACUGCCAGGAGCUGGUUUGUCUCUUAGGAGUUUUAGUAUGCCUGGAGGUUCCCUUUACGAUGGUGCCAUCUAAGAAUUCUGGCAAAGUGCAAAAUAACACUGUGCCCAGAAAGAGUAAAGAAGGGUGCAAACUGACCUAAAGCUGUCUUUGCUAAAGUCUUCACCAAAUUUCAAAGGAAAACCCUCAGUCUGUAGAGAGGCUUGUGUGGCUUGGAUUUGGUAAUGGCGAUAGGAAAGAUUUGAAAAGGUUUCCCCUGAGGAGGCCAUAAAAAUGUGAGGUGCUUUUAAUCCCAGAAGAGCAACAUGGUAUUUCAGCUAUUUCUGAAUUUCAGAAUUUGUCCACUCUUGGCUGCUCCUCAUUGUUUCAUUUUCAUUGCCAUUGCUUUGUGCCUCCUCUUGAUGGUUGUCAGGCAAUAACACACUAUGAAACAUUGUGCUAUUUCCUUAGCAUAAGCUGAGUCUGGUUUUGCUGUGACUUGCACAAACAAGCUGUAUAAUAAGAGAGCUGGCAAA